AUGGUAAGCUCCGCUGCGCCUGGAAGACUCUCGCGAAAAGUGCGCAUUACCGUAGUGGCUGCGGAUGGCUUAUCCAAGCGUGAUGUAUUCCGCCUGCCUGACCCAUUUGCUAUUGUGACAGUAGAUGGAGAACAAACUCACACAACCUCUGUGAUUAAAAAGACACUCAACCCAUACUGGAAUGACUCGUUUGACAUCACAGUCACAGACUCGUCGGUCGUCGCCGUGCAAAUCUUUGAUCAGAAAAAGUUUAAAAAGCGCGACCAAGGAUUCUUAGGCGUGAUCAAUGUUCGGGUGGCCGAUGUCAUCGACUUGGAACUCGGCGGAAAGGCACUCUUGACACGGGAUCUAAAGAAAUCCAACGAUAACCUUCCGAUUCACGGCAAGCUUAUUAUUGACUUGAAUACGAACGUCUCAACGCCGUUGCCUAGCCAGAGCUCGACAACAGCAACGCCUGUAUCUCGUGUCACGAGCACUGCUUCGACCACGCCCAGUGUGCCAACCACACGUCCUGCGGAGCCUGCGGCGCAGCAUGCCGCUCCGAUGGCCAUGAUGGGGACGUCGAGCACGCAUUCAGCUCAACGGGAGCCACAGGCAACCCCUGCGAUCGUUACUUCUGGUGCUUCUAUGCCGGUCCACACCAAUGCCCGGCCUACACUCGUCUCUACGGGAUCGUCUACCAUGCUCCCCAACAUAGCUGGGCCGACUACGCCGACCACGGCGACAACACCCUUGGUACAAUCCGCCACUGCGUCACCGCAUGCGGCGGCAAGGACUAUGGAUAGUCAGUUUGAAGACCAAAGCCCGCUUCCCAUGGGCUGGGAACGUCGUACUGACCAUCUUGGUAGAACGUACUACGUCGACCACAACACUCGCUCGACGACAUGGACUCGGCCAUCCAACGACCCCUCUGUACAGCGCCAGAAUGUGGAAAAUGAGCGUGCUCGUAUGAAUAAUGUGGCGACGGCAGAUGAUUUCCUGGGUGUUGACGGUACGUCGGCACCUGUAUCGAACCCUGCCGCGACACCAGUGUCGGCUGUAUCGAAUGCGACACAAUCGGGUGCAGGACCGUUACCUAGCGGCUGGGAACAGCGUACCACAGCAGAGGGCCGCCCUUACUUUGUGGAUCACAACACGCGUACGACAACGUGGGUCGACCCUCGUCGCCAGCAGAUUCUGCGCAUUAUGGGCCCGAAUGGUAACAACUUGAGCUUGCAGCCUCAGAGUGUGAGCCAGUUGGGCCCUCUUCCAAGUGGUUGGGAGAUGCGGCUUACCUCUACAGCUCGUGUGUACUUUGUGGACCACAACACAAAAACUACGACGUGGGACGAUCCUCGCUUGCCAAGCAGCCUCGACCAGAAUGUGCCGCAGUACAAGCGUGACUUCCGUCGCAAGCUGAUCUACUUCCGCUCGCAGCCGGCUCUGCGCCCUAUCCCUGGCCAGUGCCACGUAAAAGUGCGACGCACACAUAUCUUUGAAGACUCGUAUGCUGAGAUUAUGCGUCAACAACCGAACGAUCUUAAGAAGCGCCUGAUGAUCAAAUUCGAGGGCGAGGAUGCGUUGGAUUACGGAGGUGUAUCGCGUGAAUUCUUCUUCUUGCUGUCGCACGAGAUGUUCAAUCCGUUCUAUUGUCUGUUUGAAUACAGUGCACAUGACAAUUACACGCUGCAAAUCAACCCACAUUCUGGUAUCAACCCAGAGCAUUUGAACUACUUCAAGUUUAUUGGCCGUGUACUUGGCCUGGCCAUCUUUCACCGUCGUUUCUUGGAUGCUCACUUUAUUGUAUCCUUCUAUAAGAUGAUUCUUAAGAAAAAGAUCACUCUCUCUGAUAUGGAAAGUGUCGAUGCCGAUUACUACCGUUCGUUGCAAUGGAUGCUUGAUAAUCCUAUUGAAGGUAUUAUGGAAGAGACGUUCAGUACGAUGGAAGACAAGUUUGGUGAAAUGGUGACCAUUGAACUCAAGCCAGGUGGUGAGCAUAUUGAUGUCACAGACGAGAACAAGCGCGAGUACGUUGAGCGCAUGAUCGAGUGGCGAAUUGUGAAGCGCGUGGAAGAACAGUUCCGUGCCUUUAUUAGCGGCUUCUCGGAGCUUAUUCCACUCGAUCUGAUCAACGUAUUUGAUGAGCGUGAGCUCGAAUUGCUCAUGGGCGGUAUGUCAGAAAUUGAUGUGGACGACUGGAAGCGCUUCACCGACUACCGUGGCUUUACGGAGCAGGACAAUGUGGUGCAGUGGUUCUGGGAGUGUGUGACAAACUGGCCGGCGGAGCAGCGUUCGCGCCUAUUGCAGUUUGCUACAGGAACGUCGCGUAUCCCUGUCAACGGAUUCAAGGAUCUACAAGGUUCUGAUGGCCCACGUCGCUUCACAAUCGAAAAAUCGGGCGAGAUCAACCAACUGCCUAAGUCUCACACGUGUUUCAACCGUAUUGAUCUACCUCCUUACCCAUCCAAGGAGGUAUUGGAAAACAAAUUAGUUCUGGCGAUUGAGGAGGGCAUGCGAUUCGGCAACGAGUAA
This is a messenger RNA of Malassezia pachydermatis, 2511 nucleotides long. RefSeq names its product hect-domain-containing protein. Gene Ontology annotation, biological process: ubiquitin-dependent protein catabolic process. The record is from RefSeq and is a predicted model, not a curated record. The transcript is spliced from 3 exons. NCBI's taxonomy places the organism in Eukaryota, Fungi, Basidiomycota, Malasseziomycetes, Malasseziales, Malasseziaceae. Gene Ontology annotation, molecular function: protein binding; ubiquitin protein ligase activity. Bases 1 to 2511 code for a protein of 836 amino acids.